AUGAUGAAAACCCCGACAGACCAAAUUUUGUCAAUCCUCAAGGAUAGAGACAUUUCAAUCAGGCGGGAUGUGAUUGACUCGGCUUUUGAGGAUGUCCGGAAUGUGGAAUGGGCGUCGAAACACCUCCGUCCUGACACCUUACUUUCAAAAGAGGAGCUCGCGCUAUACACCAAGCUCGAAAACUCUGGCACUCUCCAAUCCAUACUCCGCAACCCAGAACUCGGCGCGACACGGCCAAUCCUCGAAGAUGACCUCCGGCACGCGAUCGAGUCCCUAGAAGCCUCGACUGCAACAAUCCAGAAACAGACUGAGACACUGAAAUUUCAGUGCGAAAACCUCAAUAAGCAAUUACUUCGAGAAAACAAUGUCGAGCAGCAACGAAGCCGCGAUAUCGCUCGGCUGCAAAAGAAACAUGAAGCCGGCAGACAAAACACUACAGUGGCGGCCAUCGAGCUCUCCGAUGAGCUGGAGACCGAUUUUAGAAACGCGACGGACAAGUCGGGCGCGGAAAGUAAGAGGAUCCUCGCCUCUCUGUCAACCCGGUUGAAGCAAGAUGACAAGACUCUCGCGGGUCUGGAGGCCCUUAUGUCGAGCAUCAAGGUUCGCGACAAUGAUGCGUCUACGGUGAAGCGUACCAACCAUCUAAUUGCGAUGCUUUCCGACUACGUCGCGGAGGAGAUCCACUACCGUCUCGACCGACUAUACUUGGAAACCCUUCGUGCAGACUCGAAUUCCAGCUCGCUGGAUGGGGCUACGAGCACUGCACUGGAAGAAGAGCUCGAGUCUUUGUAUCCGGAGAUCGAGCUGCUGGCAGAGAUGUCGACCAGACAGCAGUUCCACGAACCCAUCCUUCGUGAACUUCAGAGAGAGCACGGGCAAUUGCGUAUGGCGUCCCAGGAGAAAUUAGAACAGGCCCUCGACAUGUUGAUCGAGAUGACACUAUCCAAGCAAGAUCUCGCGAAGCAGCUCGAAGUCCGAGAAUCAUCCUCAGAGCUGUUGGAACAAUUAGCCGCCUUAUAUCAAUCAGAGGCAGGCAGUGAACUCGUGACGCAACCCUCAUCACGACGAGAAUCUCUGCGACGACGUUCGCUACAGCCCGGUCUCAUACUUACUCCUCGCGCCUCCACCACGGUUGCAGUAGCCCAACCAGCAUUAGAAACUAUGUUAAGGCGCCGCCUGAAUCUAUACAGGGAGAGAGGGGGGGUCCACGAUCUCUACGAGAAGCGCCAUUAUAUGUGCGAGACCCUCAAAAGCCUCAAUACUGCAGUGGAGGGUCCUCUCUUGUCUCACUUGGUUCCGUUGGAUACUGCAUCUCAACUUCUGAGUUCUUCAUUGCAUAUCAAUUCCCAUUAUGAAACUUCUUUGCGUGAUCUUUCAGAGGAGAAGUCGCUGUCGGGCCUGGAAGCUGAAUUAGUGAGGCUGCAAAAUGGGGUCCAAAAGCUCAAUUUGGAUGUUCUACAUCGACGUGAUAAUCUGCAGGCUCAACUCAUUGCGCAGUGGAGAUAG
This is a messenger RNA of Penicillium soppii, 1506 nucleotides long. RefSeq lists its product as uncharacterized. The transcript has 5 exons. The record is from RefSeq and is a predicted model, not a curated record. The coding region runs from base 1 to 1506 and encodes 501 amino acids. NCBI's taxonomy places the organism in Eukaryota, Fungi, Ascomycota, Eurotiomycetes, Eurotiales, Aspergillaceae.